Messenger RNA from Parathielavia appendiculata, 2811 nucleotides. RefSeq names its product Utp14-domain-containing protein. Lineage: Eukaryota; Fungi; Ascomycota; Sordariomycetes; Sordariales; Chaetomiaceae. The record is from RefSeq and is a predicted model, not a curated record. Gene Ontology annotation, cellular component: nucleolus; small-subunit processome. The transcript has 2 exons. The coding region runs from base 1 to 2811 and encodes 936 amino acids. Gene Ontology annotation, biological process: rRNA processing.
AUGCCAGGCCGCCAAUCUCACGGCCGCCCCCUCCUCCCCACCUCCGGAGGGGGCAACAGCAACAGCGGCGGCAGCAAGAGCAAGUCCCACGCCAAGCAUUUCAAGAAGUCGCGCGCCAAAGCCACCGCCAAAGCGCUCGACGCCUUCGCCAUCGCAGCCGAGCAGGUGCCCGAGUCGACCCGUGGCGUGCGUACGCGCGGGCUGGAAGAUAGGUCGUCAUCGUCGUCGCAUCCCGCGAAGCGCCAGAGGCGGGACGAGGACGAGGACGAGGACGAGGAAGAUGGCGGCGAUGACGACUUUGAUGCAGCACCCAAGAAGAGGGCGAGGAGGGAUGAAGGUGGUGAAGACGGGUUCGCUGGGUUUUCAGAUGAGGAUGGGGACGGCGGGAGUGAGAGUGAGGAGUGGCAUGUUGGCGUUGGAGGGGAAGAUGAGGACUCGGAGCUUGACUCGGACGAGGCGUUUGGGGAGAGUGAUGAGGAGCGGUUUGAGGGGUAUGCUUUUGGGGGGAGUAGUUCGAAGGGGAAGAAGGGUAAUAAGAAGAGGAGUGUUGGCGAGGAAGAGGAUGGCGAGGAUGAGGAAGGGGAGGAAGGGGACGAGGAGGAGCUCGAGUCGCUUGGCUCCGACGCCAUUGACCUUGCGACUGCGCUGGAUCAGUACUCCGAGGAUGAGGAGGGCGAGGAACAGGAAGGAUCGGCAUCCGAAGAGGAGGAUGAAGAGUCUACCGAUGGGGAUGACGAGAGCGAAGAGGACGAAGGCGAGGACGACCCGUCGAAGCUAGAUGCGCUACAAAGCAUGAUCGCUGGGUUUGCUGGCCAAGACGAGGAGGAAGAGGAGCAAAACGGGACGCAGAAUAAGACCAGGCUCAGCCUGAAGGAUCUUGGGCUGGCAGGCGUCAAGGACCCCCACAUCAAGCGGUCGCUGCGGCUGAUGAACAAAGAAGAAAAGGCCGUCAAGCCUGGCUCCUCCAAGAAGCUUGCCGUUCCCCUGGCCAAGCGCCAGCAAGACCGUCUUCUCCGCGCCGCCGCCUACCAGAAGACCAACGAGACGCUCGACCGGUGGAUAGAGACUGUCAAGCACAACCGACGUGCGGACCAUCUGUUCUUCCCCCUCGCUCAAAACGUCCAUGACGCUGGCUUGGACGGUGGUGAGCUCAGGCCCAUUACUGAGAAAACGUCUGGAACGGAGCUGGAAAAGACCAUCCUGGCCAUCAUGGAGGAGAGCGGGCUUGGACCAACCGCCAAGCCUGAGAAGAAGGCGGACGGCGAAGGCGUUGGACAGUCCGGAUUAACGGAGGCGGAGCAGAGAGAAAUUGCCCGGCAGCGGCGGCGGGAGCGGGAGCUGCAUUCGCGCGAGUUGGCUCGGCAGAAGCGCAUCAAGAAGAUCAAGAGUAAGGCCUACCGUCGCAUUCACCGCAAAGAGCUUCUUCGCGAGGAACAGGCGGAACGUGAGGCGGCAUUGGCGGCCGGCGAGCUGGACUCGGAAGACGAACGCGAGCUCCUCGACCGGAGACGCGCUGAGGAACGCAUGGGCACCCGGCACAGAGAAAGCAAGUGGGCCAAGCUGGGCAAGAAAGCCGGGCGUGCGGUGUGGGAUGAGAACUUCCGUGCCGGCCUUACCGAGAUCGCUCGGAGGAAGGAAGACUUGCGCCGUCGCAUCGAAGGUCGGGCCGGCGGUUCGGAUAAUGAGGACGAUGAUGGAUCUGAUGUCUCGGAAGCCUCCGGAGGAGGUGACCCGCGGCGCCGUCUUCUGGCAGAACUCGAGCGUGCAGCGACCUACGACGAUGACGACGAGCCACGGUCCAAGCUUAUGCAGAUGAAAUUCAUGCAGCGAGGCGAGGAGCAGCGCAAGAAAGAAAAUGACGAGGCCAUCGCUGAACUUCGUCGCCAGCUAGACUCAGAUAAUGAAGGGGCUUCGGAUGCUGAAGAGACGGAGAUUGGCCGUCGGCAGUAUGGGAUGGGCAACACUACUCAAACCAACCAAGCCAAGAAAGCCAAACCCGCCGACGCUCGUGGGUCGGCCAGCUUGACGGCAGCAGUAGAAUCGACGUCGCAAACUCACCCCGGCGCGCAGGCUGAAUUGCGCUCUUCGGCCGCUGGCGCAAGUGGUGCGUGGACAUUGGCGGAACCGGUGCCGUCAGCAGCUGGCUCUGCUGGUGUUUGGGCUCAAGCUGAGCCGUCUGGCGGGAGGAGUAAAAAGGCAAACAAGACAAAGACCGUGGAAUUGGACAUCUCCAACGCUGCGGUACUUGCCACCAAGGCGCCUAAGCCCAAGGCUACGUCCCAAAACAAUCCUACUGCGGCCGACGGCGUUCAAGACUCGGACGGCGAGGCUGAUCUCCACCUUCCCAUGGCCAUCCGUGACCAGAAGUUGAUUGAGCGGGCUUUCGCCGGUGAAGACGUCCAUGGCCAAUUUGAGGAAGAAAAGGCCGAGAUUGAGAAGGAAGACGACGAAAAGGAAAUCGACAAUACCCUUCCCGGCUGGGGCAACUGGGUUGGCGAGGGCGUCAGCAACCGCGAGAAGAAGCGGCAUCAGGGGCGGUUUAUCACCAAAGUCGAAGGUGUAAAGAAGAAGGACCGCAAAGACUUCAAGCUGAAGGACGUCAUUGUCAACGAGAAGCGGGUUAGAAAGAACGAUAAGUACCUUGCCUCCGGGCUGCCCCAUCCAUUCGAAUCGCAGCAGCAGUAUGAGCGGUCGCUGCGGUUGCCUGUCGGCCCUGAAUGGUCGACCAAGGAGACAUUCCAGGACGCCACGAAGCCGCGUGUUAUCGUCAAGCAGGGCAUCAUUGCGCCCAUGUCGAAGCCCAUGUAUUAG